Messenger RNA from Sinocyclocheilus grahami, 1223 nucleotides. RefSeq names its product thioredoxin reductase 3-like. Gene Ontology annotation, biological process: proteolysis; glutathione metabolic process; cell redox homeostasis. Gene Ontology annotation, molecular function: glutathione-disulfide reductase (NADPH) activity; aspartic-type endopeptidase activity; flavin adenine dinucleotide binding. The coding region runs from base 1 to 1221 and encodes 406 amino acids. NCBI's taxonomy places the organism in Eukaryota, Metazoa, Chordata, Actinopteri, Cypriniformes, Cyprinidae. Gene Ontology annotation, cellular component: mitochondrion; cytosol. The transcript has a single exon. The record is from RefSeq and is a predicted model, not a curated record.
AUGUUUCCAAUGUGUGUUGAAACUGUGUAUGGCCCCAUUAAGAGAUCCAAUCGUGAUCGACUACUCCGACAUGCUGUGGGAAGGUGUCCGGUAGUCGACCUGAAAAUUGGAGGUGUGAAUGUGUCAUGUCUGCUUGACACCGGGAGCCAAGUCAGUACAAUUUCUGAGCACUUCUUUAAAGAGCUGAAUGUCAAGUGUAAUGCAGUAGAGCUGGACCUGAUGGAGGACGGAACAAACUACCAGGACUUGCUGCAUGAGAUGACGGGGCAGAAAACCGUCCCCAACGUCUUCAUCAACAAGAAACACAUCGGAAGCUGUGACAACACCAUGAAGGCACACAAAGAUGGCGACCUGCAGAAGCUGCUGGGUGAAGGCAGUAAGGCGUACGACUGUGAUCUCAUCGUCAUUGGCGGUGGUUCUGGAGGUCUGGCCUGCUCAAAGGAAGCAGCCGCCUUGGGGAAGAAGGUCAUGGUUCUGGAUUAUGUUGUUCCCACACCGAAGGGCACAACCUGGGGUCUAGGAGGCACGUGUGUGAACGUGGGCUGUAUUCCUAAGAAACUGAUGCAUCAAACGGCUCUGCUGGGCACCGCCGUGGAGGACGCACGCAAGUUCGGCUGGGAAUUCUCUGAUCAGGUGACUCACAACUGGGAGACGAUGAGGACCGCGGUGAAUAACUACAUCGGUUCACUGAACUGGGGCUACAGAGUUUCCCUACGAGACAAAAACGUCAAUUACGUCAACGCUUACGCUGAGUUUGUGGAGCCGCACAAGAUCAAGGCCACAAACAAGCGUGGGAAAGAGAUGUUCUACACUGCCGCUAAGUUUGUUCUGGCGACGGGAGAGAGGCCUCGUCAUCUGGGCAUCCCUGGAGACAAAGAGUACUGCAUCACCAGUGAUGACCUGUUCUCAUUGCCCUACUGUCCCAGGAAGACUCUUGUCGUCGGGGCGUCGUAUGUGGCUCUGGAGUGCGGGGGGUUUCUGGCCGGUUUGGGGCUGGAUGUGACCGUCAUGGUUCGCUCCAUUCUGCUGCGAGGAUUCGAUCAGGACAUGGCCAACCGUGCGGGAGAUCACAUGGAGACACACGGGGUCAAAUUCCUCAGGAAGUUUGUUCCUACCAAGAUCGAGCAGCUAGAAGCUGGAACUCCAGGCCGACUUAAAGUGACAGCCAAAUCAACCGAGAGUGAUGAAAUCAUUGAAGGGGAAUACAACACUAAUUGGUGAAA